Staurois parvus is the source of this 423-nucleotide messenger RNA. NCBI's taxonomy places the organism in Eukaryota, Metazoa, Chordata, Amphibia, Anura, Ranidae. The record is from the annotation of a GenBank genome assembly.
GUCAUCUGUACUGUCCGCAGUCUCUGGUCAUCCCUGUGCUUUAGUCUCUGGUCAUUCCUGUACUGUGUACCCAGACUGGUCUGGAGAGGUCAUCCCUGUACUGUCCGCAGCUCUGUCAUUCCUCUUACUGUGAAGUAUUUUCCCUGUAAUCCAGAGGUCGGCAGUCGCUCUGGUCAAAACAAAGUUUUGGCUCUGGUCAUCAACUGUACUGUCCGCAGUUUCUGGUCAUCUCCUGUACUGUGUCCGCAGUCUCUGGUCAUCCCUGUACUGUCCCGCCAGUCAUUCCUGGUCAUGUUAAGUGAAUGGUCAUCUGUACUCAUUUGUAAGUCUCUGGUCAUCUCCUGUACUGUGUCCACAGUCUCUAUAAUCCCUGUAAUGUCCGCAGUCUCUGGUCAUCUCCUGUACUGUGUCCGCAGUCUUGGU